ACGAAAUGAACACCACAAGUAUAUGGUAUUUUACGCGCAACUCUUUGUAUGUAUUGAUUAUCCGUGUGUGCCAAAGCCAAAAAGGCUCUUUGUUUUCUUCUCCACACACAUUAAAAAGGACCGAAUUGUGGAUUAUUAUGCAUCAAUGUCUCGUUAUCUCAGCUCUUCCCGUCGGAAUCCCAUCGUUUUACGGCAAACAAAGUCAAUAUUCCCUCGGCCUUAUAAGUUUCCGGCUUAGUGGCACCUCUACUUUCUCUUCACUUUUCGCCUCAAAAAUUUAAGAUAAAGAAUUGUGCCAAUGGGGCAUUUAUCGUCGAUGUUCAAUGGAUUAGCAAGGACCCUUUCGACCAAGAAAAUGAAGAGCUUGAAGAACAAUUGUGGAAAUUCUGAUGCUAAAGAGACUGUUGAAUCUAUGAUAAAAAAUGCAAAAAAGAAUGACCUGAUACUAAGAUCGUCAGGCAUUAUCAACGUCAUCGGGUCGAAAAAUUUUGCUUCUGUUUUCUCAAAGAGAGGGCAGAAAGGUGUGAAUCAAGAUUGCUGCAUCGUUUGGGAGGAUUUUGGAUGCCAAGAAGAGAUGAUAUUCUGCGGGAUAUUUGAUGGACACGGUCCGUGGGGACAUUUUGUGGCGAAGAGAGUUAGAGAGUCGUUGCCAUCGUCUCUUCUUUGUAACUGGCAAGAAACGCUUGUUGAAGCUUCACUUGAUCCAGAUUUCGAUAUGGAAUCAGAUAAAAAGCUUCAUAAAUUCAAUAUAUGGAAGCAUUCCUACUUGAAGACGUGUGCUGCUGUAGAUCAGGAUUUGGAACACCACCGGAAAAUUGAUUCAUUCUACAGCGGAACCACUGCUUUGACAAUUGUUAAGCAGGGUGAGCUUAUUUUCAUAGCAAAUGUUGGUGACUCUCGUGCUGUAUUGGCCACCACUUCUGAUGGUGGAAACUUGGUACCGGUUCAGCUUACUGUCGACUUCAAGCCUAAUCUGCCUCAGGAGGCUGAGCGGAUAACUCAGUGCAAUGGCCGGGUAUUCUGUCUGGAUGAUGAGCCCGGGGUUCAUAGAGUGUGGUUGCCAGACGAAGAAUCUCCUGGACUAGCAAUGUCUAGAGCGUUUGGGGACUAUUGUGUUAAGAAUUUUGGACUUAUUUCCGUCCCUGAAGUGACACAGAGACAUAUAACGAGUAAAGAUCAGUUUGUCGUGCUGGCAACAGAUGGGGUGUGGGACGUUGUAUCGAACCAAGAAGCCCUACAAAUAGUAUCGACAACUCCGGACAGGGGAAAAUCGGCUAAGCAUCUGGUAGAGUGUGCUGUCCGUGCAUGGAAGAAAAAGAGAAGGGGAAUAGCUAUAGAUGAUAUAUCAGCCAUUGUACUCUUCUUUCAUUCUUCUCCCUCGUGUGAACAAAGUAACUCUGUAUCUACACCAAAAUAAUUCUAUCAAAAAGUUAAAAUAAUUGCUGACUCGACUUUUCUUC
This is a messenger RNA of Olea europaea var. sylvestris, 1460 nucleotides long. RefSeq names its product probable protein phosphatase 2C 34. The record is from RefSeq and is a predicted model, not a curated record. Gene Ontology annotation, molecular function: protein serine/threonine phosphatase activity. Gene Ontology annotation, biological process: protein dephosphorylation. The transcript is spliced from 6 exons. Bases 299 to 1417 code for a protein of 372 amino acids. NCBI's taxonomy places the organism in Eukaryota, Viridiplantae, Streptophyta, Magnoliopsida, Lamiales, Oleaceae.